AUGAUUAACUUAAAUGCACUGAUUCUGUUGACUCAUGAAGAUUUUAUUGAAGGCACUGCAAAAUACCUCGAGGAUAAGGAUACUUUGAAUAGUCACUCAAAGCAAUACUACGAUUCUAAGGUUUCUGAACCUUUAAAAUAUCUUGACGAAGCUCUCAUAACUCAAAAGUCAGCCUCUGAUGAUCAUUAA
Lizanozyma spartinae is the source of this 189-nucleotide messenger RNA. RefSeq lists its product as uncharacterized. The coding region runs from base 1 to 189 and encodes 62 amino acids. NCBI's taxonomy places the organism in Eukaryota, Fungi, Ascomycota, Pichiomycetes, Serinales, Debaryomycetaceae. The record is from RefSeq and is a predicted model, not a curated record. The transcript is spliced from 2 exons.